Molecule: messenger RNA, 732 nt
Organism: Aureococcus anophagefferens
Lineage: Eukaryota; Pelagophyceae; Pelagomonadales; Pelagomonadaceae
Exons: 1
Biological process (GO): DIM/DIP cell wall layer assembly; fatty acid biosynthetic process
Cellular component (GO): plasma membrane; cytoplasm
Molecular function (GO): fatty acid synthase activity; 3-oxoacyl-[acyl-carrier-protein] synthase activity
Source: RefSeq, a predicted model, not a curated record
GAGGCCGCGGCGAUGGACCCGCAGCAGCGCCUCUUCCUCGAGUGCGCCGCCGAGGCGCUCGAGGUCGGCGGCCGGCCCUGCGCGCCCGCGACGCCCGCGGCGGGAAGCGCGGCGGCCGUGGGCGUCUUCGCGGCCGUCGAGACCUCCGACUACGCGGCGCUGCACCAGCGCGCCGUCGACGACGGCGCGUGCCGGGGGCCGGACGCCUACUGCGGCACGGGCUGGCACGGCUGCGUCGCGCCGAACCGCGUGUCCUACCUCUUCGACCUGCGGGGCCCGUCGCUGGCGCUGAACACGGCCUGCAGCAGCUCGCUGACGUGCGUCGCCGUCGCGCGGCGCUCGCUCUUCGCCGGCGAGUGCGACGCCGCGCUCGUCGGCGGCGCAAACCUGCAGCUCAUGGCCCACUGGUCCAACGCCUUCGUCGCCGCGGGCAUGCUGAGCCCGACGUUCCGCUGCCGCUUCGGCGACGACGCCGCCGACGGCUACGUCCGCGGCGAGGGCGUCGGUGUCGUGCUGCUCGAGGCCGGCGAUUUGGCGCCGGGCGCCGUAACCGUCGGCGGCGUCGGCGUCGGCCAGGACGGCCGGUCCAACGGCCUCACGGCGCCGAACCCGGCGGCCCAGGCCGCCGUGCUCGCGCGGGCCUACGGCGACUGCGCCGCGGGCGCCGCCGCGGCGAAAGCGGCCGUCGCGAUGGUCGAGGCGCACGGCACGGGCACGCGGCUCGGCGACCCC